Lethenteron reissneri (Far Eastern brook lamprey) is the source of this 2195-nucleotide messenger RNA. RefSeq lists its product as uncharacterized. Lineage: Eukaryota; Metazoa; Chordata; Hyperoartia; Petromyzontiformes; Petromyzontidae. The record is from RefSeq and is a predicted model, not a curated record.
ACUCACCCAGUCACUCACGCACCCACUCACCCACUCACCCACCAACUCACCCAAUUAUUCAAUCACUCACCCACUCAGCCUGAAGUUUGACCCUGGCGCUCUGUAGGCGACAGCGGCGUGGCGCUCGUGAAGGUUGGAACGUCCUGCAAGAACGGCGGCUGCAAAGCGACGUACAGAGACGGUGCCUCGUCCAUCACGGAGCCGUGCAUCCACCACCCCGGGGUGCCGGUGUUCCACGAGGGCAUGAAGUUCUGGUCGUGCUGCGAGCGGCGCACGACGGAGUUCUCCAGCUUCCUGGCACAAGUCGGGUGCUGCCACGGCACCCACCGCUGGGUCGAUUCCACACAGGAGAAGCGGUCUGCCGAGUGCCGUUUCGAUUGGCACCAGACGGCUCGCGACGUGGUGCUGAGCAUCUACGCACGCGACGCUCAGCCCCUUCUCUCCAGCGCACACGCCAACCCCACCACGCUUGAGGUGACGUUGGUGUUUGACGAAGGCAAGAAGUUUGUGAGGAGGUUCCAGCUCUACGGGACGGUUGACGUGGAGCACUGCACGAUGGGAAUGGCCCCCACCAAGGUGGAGGUGACUCUUCGCAAGGCCGAGGCCUACCACUGGGCCAACCUGGAGCACCCGUCCGCCAAUCGGAGCGCAGCGGGGACGGAGCAACCGUACAGUCGGACAAAGACGGACAACGUGAAACCGGGUGGUGAACCGGCCCGGGAACCGGUGGCGCCGGCCUGGGGGAACGCGGACGGUGAGAGGGAGCGCGACCGCCUUGACAACGGCGGCGGCGACGACGGUGAGAGGGACGACGGCGACAACGACGACAACGAGAGCCUGGGCCUCUCCGACGACUACGACUCCGAGUGGGAGCGCGAGUUCGGGGAGCAGAGCGGCGACGCGGCCCCCGAGGCAUCUGAAGCGUCCGAGGCGCCCACAGCCCCUACCCUCCCCACCAUGCCCACAGCCCCCACUGCACCCACAGCACCCACCCUCCCCACCCUGCCCACCGUGCCUACUGCACCUGCACCACCCACACCACCCACAGCGCCUACUGCACCCACACCACCCACAGCACCCGCAGCACCCGCACCACCCACAGCACCCGCACCACCCACAGCGCCCACAGCACCCGCACCACCCACUGCACCCACUGUACCCACCCUGCCCACCGCGCCCACACCACCCACAGCGCCCACAGCACCCGCACCACCCGCACCACCCACCGAGUGGGCACAUGACGGAGCUCCUGACCCCGAGGGUGACUUUAGCGAGCUCCCAGAACUCGAGGACUGAUGAGGUCACGGGACGGAGGACGGCCGCGUGCGGGGUUCAGAGUUCGCGAUCGCGCCCCGCCUCCGUGAUUAUUUACGCGAAAGUGUUUGGUAGCCUUAACGAGGCAACGGGUGAUGAGGCAGGACUGCCGUGAAGGUUUCGUUUUUGAUUAGCGUUCGUGGAAAUGUUUAUUUGACCAGGUAAGGCCCCGCUUUGAGCUAUGGAUCUCUUUUUCAGAAGCGACCUGGCCGUCGCAAAUGAUAGCUCAACGGAGUGGCUCGUCGCGUGAAAAUUUGUAGCGGCCUAAUCCUCUGAACGCGUGACGUUGAUUCUAAAUGUGAAGGGAAAAACCGGAGAACCCGGAGAAAAAUCCAUUCGACCACGGGGAGAGAGAGACACGCAGACUUCAAAUAUACAGCAGCAGGUGUCAGGGUCGGGGUUGAACCCACGUGCUCCUGUAUACCAGGCGAGGUAGUUCACAUCUCCUAGCCACUGUGAUGAUGAUGAGAGUGAGACACGCAAACUCCAAAUAUACAGCAGCAGGCAUCGUUAGGGUCGGGGUUGAACCCACGACCUCCUGUACACCAGGCGAGGUAGUUAACAUCUCCUAGCCACCGUGAUGAUGAUGAGAGUGAGACACGCAAACUCCAAAUAUACAGCAGCAGGCAUCGUUAGGGUCGGGGUUGAACCCACGACCUCCUGUACACCAGGCGAGGUAGUUAACAUCUCAUAGUGCCCCGAAAUCUGAUGCGAGGGUAAUGAGGCCCAUCGGUACGUUGACCUCCCUCAAUAGUGAAUCGUGACCCUUGAUAUAGUGGCUGCUAGAGCAGAGUGCUCGAAGUUGACGACGUCUCGGUUGGAAGUCAUAUUCUUGGGUUUUUUUCAGUAAAGUCACGUAGGUAAAAAAUUAAACUUAAUAA